CGCCGGGAAAUUGCGAUAUAUCCACGCUGUUGGACAACAACAAAGUCGAGCGCGAAAGCUUUCAGUGAAUUCAACGCAAACGCAGUGUACGAAGACAGGCAGGCAGACCCACAGGCGUUUUUCAGGCGAUCAAGUCCACAUCACACUCGAAUAUACAAAGCGAAAUAAUAACUUACUAUGUUCCACUUUAACAAUACAGUUAUACAACUAUUUGCAUUUAUGCUACUCCUCUCACUGCAAAGUACGACCGCGCGAUCGCUACUUGACCACGAAGCACUGUCAAGCACGAGAGACCCUAGCAUUGUCACUGAGUUCCCACACGCUGUCAACGAGCUAAUUUUACACGAAUUGGACGAAUCUUUGUUGAAGUUGUCCAAUGUUUAUAUGCAGGCGCUCUUCUCCGGCACACACACCGCUGAGUUGGCGGCGCAGUUGGAUGCGAUGGAGCUGCGUUUCUACGAUUUGCUGGACACGCUUUACAGGGAGCAUCGCAUGUCGGAGUAUAUAAAUUAUAAGGACGAGGUUAAGCGUCAAAUGAUUGUCUACACUUUGCUGAAGAAGCUCUUUGGAUACGCGAACGUUGAUGAGUCCACGUAGGCAGUUGUUGAAGGUGGCGGAUGUAAGCUAUCAAAA
Molecule: messenger RNA, 633 nt
Organism: Zeugodacus cucurbitae (melon fly)
Lineage: Eukaryota; Metazoa; Arthropoda; Insecta; Diptera; Tephritidae
Exons: 2
Coding region: 178-597 (139 amino acids)
Source: RefSeq, a predicted model, not a curated record